GAAUCAGAUGGUACAUGCUGAUGUAACAUUACUUCCAAUCGAUACAGCAGAAUGUGAUACAAAAAUGUUAAGGAGGCUCUGUGCAGAUGGCAUAAACGUCACUCUUAUUGUUCUGAUAACGAAAUAUGCGUACUGUAUUUGUUGAAAUGAUUCACAACAAAUGCAGACAGGGCUUUUACAGCUCAACUACCAUAAAAAGAUUUGAGGUGCCUGAAAAUAAAGUGUCAUGGUCUGUUGAGUAUCCAGAAUAUAAGCCAGUAGAAUAUACUGCUCCGAGUGUCAAAGGGAAACCUUGGGCGGAUCCGGAAAUCAGCGAACCAUCAUUCAAACCCAAAUGGAAUACCCUCGAUGGAAAUGUGAAUCGUAAAAGCUUUACGAGUGACUAUAUUAUAAAGGAUGGUUAUCCUUUGAAUCCUAUAGGUCGUACUGGAAUUGUCAAACGUGGACUGUUGGGGAGAUGGGGACCAAACCAUGCAGCAGAUCCCAUUGUCACACGUUGGAAAAGAAAUGCCACAGGCGCUACAAUAAUAGACAAAAACUCAGAAAAACCAAUUCUACAGUUUGUUGCUAUACAGAGAAGAGAUUCAGGGGAAUGGGCUAUUCCUGGGGGAAUGGUCGAUCCUGGAGAAACUAUAUCAGCAACUUUGAAAAGAGAAUUCAUGGAAGAGGCUAUGAAUUUGUUAGAGAAAAAUGAAGAAGAACAAAAGGAAUUGGAGAAAUCUAUCAGAGAAUUUUUUGAAAAGGGAGAAGAAAUUUAUAGGGGAUAUGUUGAUGAUCCCAGGAAUACUGAUAAUGCUUGGAUGGAGACAGUUGCCUUAAAUUUUCAUGAUGCUGAUGAUAGCAUUUUGGGGAAAAUAACAUUGAUGGCUGGAGAUGAUGCACGCAAUGUGAAAUGGAUGGAUAUUGAUAAAAUGCUGAAUUUGUAUGCCAGUCAUAGUGAAUUUAUUCAAAAAACUAUACAAAAGCAUGAUGCACAUUGGUAAUUAAAAUACACAAGACUGCUUAUUUAAUAAGAUUUUAUUUCUAUCAGGAGCUGUAUAAAAAAAAACAUACACAAACACAAUUAUAUUAUAUAAAAAAAAAGAUUAAUACGAUUUUAAUGUUACAUAAAAUAGCAUUAACAAUCUAUUUUGUCAUAAAUGUACAUAAUCAUCACAGAUAACAGUACAGAUUAUUUUGAAAGUAUAUAAAAUCUAAAUCACUAUUUAAAAUAAGUCAAAAACAUGAGAUAAUGAAAAUUAAAUUUUCCUUAACCAUAAGAGCAACACACUUUACGUUCACAAUUUAUUAAAUAAAUAUUUUUGUAAAAAUACUGUAUAUUAUGAAUAGAUCUUACAAUAUAAUAGAAGUAAGAAUACGAAA
Messenger RNA from Osmia bicornis bicornis, 1362 nucleotides. Its product is annotated as ADP-ribose pyrophosphatase, mitochondrial. The coding region runs from base 126 to 983 and encodes 285 amino acids. The transcript has a single exon. Lineage: Eukaryota; Metazoa; Arthropoda; Insecta; Hymenoptera; Megachilidae. Gene Ontology annotation, molecular function: ADP-ribose diphosphatase activity. The record is from RefSeq and is a predicted model, not a curated record.